AGCCUCUUGCCUCUGCUUGGGUGCCAGCCUUGGUGUGUAUUUUCCCGCCAUUUCCAGCUGUUCGUGAGGAGAACUGGAUGAUUUCGAAUGGAUUGGUUUCACUGCAACCAAUGUUUCCGAAAAGAUGGGGACAAUUUCUUUGUCACCAGCUGUGGCCAUAUUUUCUGUAAAAAGUGUGUGACCCUGGAAAAAUGUGCUGUUUGUGGAAAUGCUUGCAAGCAUCUGGCUCUUUCUGAUAAUCUGAAACCUCAGGAGAAGAUAUAUUUCAAAAGCCCUGUGGAGACAGCUUUGCAGUAUUUUAGUCAUAUCUCUCAGGUGUGGAGUUUCCAGAAGAAACAAACAGAUCUCCUCAUCGCCUUCUAUAAGCAUAGAAUUACAAAGUUAGAAGCAGCCAUGCAGGAGGCACAGCACAUGGUGACCAGGCAGGAAAAAGAGCUGUCAGUCUUAAAGAAGGAAAAUGGAGAGCUGAAGAAAUGUCUUGCCAUUCUAAAGGAAUCUCCAAAUUGGUACCAAGGAAGCAGGUCAGUUUUAUCAGGCCCCAUACUAGCCCUGGUUGAGAAUUGCUGUUCUUUCUUGACUCUUGGCUGCAACACCUGUGUGGGACCUAAGGUGGAGGAGAUGGUUGGCCACACCUCGACCAGUGGGCAUUACUUCUCCAUCACAGUCAGUCGGUCCCCCUCUGUGGAAUCUAUCCCUUACAGAAUGUCUGGCUUUAGUAGCUUGGGACAAGGAGCCAGAGGCCUGCAGGGAAGAAGCACUCCCAGGGACUCUUAUACUGAAACCCCUUCACCAGCUUCUACUCAUAGCUUUUCUUAUAGGCCUUCACCUGCUUCUUCGGGACAGGGGAUUUUUUCUUUUAGACCAUCACUAAAUGGUGGGAAUUCAGGCCACACAAGAGUCCUCACCCCCAACAAUUCAGGUCAGAGGGAAAGCAGAACUCCACUAGAGAGUCUUCCUGGUUUCCAGCUACCAGUUCAGCAGACUCUCUACGAACAGAGACAGAUGGGAUUAGCCAGGUCAAGAGAAGCAUGGACUACUUCCAGAUAGAUCGUCUUCAAGGUCUGAUCUAAACAUGUUGCUUAAAGAAGGCCUAUAGCAUCCAAUACCCAUUAAGUGCCUUGGAAAAUGUCUCCCUACCUUGUUUCCUGGUUUCACUCUCUUGACUUUUAUGAUAUACAUCCUCUAUUACCUUCUAGGAAAAUAGUUAGGCAUUAUAUAAGGCUAGUACUACAGAAAGAUGUUUAGAUCUCUCCCACACUCAAAUAGCUCUCUCAUUUCCUGCAACUUAAAGGUUGUAAGAACAAUUCUUGGCAUCAUUGGGGGCGAGAGGUAAUAUACUCAUUAAGUAUGGUUUAUUUCUAUAUUUCAUUCUUUCAGCUUUGGAUAUAUUCUUCCAUUUCCAAUGUUAAUAAGCAACAACUCUGUUCCUAAUUUAUUAUACUUAUGUUGCUUAUUGUUUCCUCUAUGCCUAGUUAACUAUGUUGAUUUUCCUUUGAGACCCAGACUUUCAGCUUACUAAAGUACAUAGAUAAAAUAAA
Molecule: messenger RNA, 1538 nt
Organism: Lutra lutra (Eurasian river otter)
Lineage: Eukaryota; Metazoa; Chordata; Mammalia; Carnivora; Mustelidae
Gene: RNF212B
Product: ring finger protein 212B
Exons: 14
Coding region: 88-1047 (319 amino acids)
Biological process (GO): protein sumoylation; reciprocal meiotic recombination; homologous chromosome pairing at meiosis
Cellular component (GO): synaptonemal complex
Molecular function (GO): SUMO transferase activity
Source: RefSeq, a predicted model, not a curated record